Poecile atricapillus (Black-capped chickadee) is the source of this 1648-nucleotide messenger RNA. It is a transcript of the gene GPATCH3, whose product is annotated as G-patch domain containing 3. The transcript is spliced from 7 exons. Lineage: Eukaryota; Metazoa; Chordata; Aves; Passeriformes; Paridae. Gene Ontology annotation, biological process: negative regulation of type I interferon production; positive regulation of DNA-templated transcription; negative regulation of RIG-I signaling pathway. The record is from RefSeq and is a predicted model, not a curated record. Gene Ontology annotation, molecular function: nucleic acid binding. Bases 18 to 1547 code for a protein of 509 amino acids.
GGCACCGCCGGGCCAAGAUGGCGGCUCCCAGCGGCAGGGCCGGUGAUGGCGGCGCGGCCCGGUACUGCCUGGUGAGCGGCAUCCCGGCCGCGCUCCGCUCCGCGCAGCUCCGCGCCUACUUCAGCCAGUUCCUGGAGGCCGGCGGAUUCCUCUGCUUCCACUACCGGCACCGCCCCGAGCGCCCGCCAGCGGGCGGCGGCGGCGGGGCCUCGGCGCCGCGCACCUGCUCGUGCCUGGUGUCCGUGCGGCCCGGCCGGGCCCGCAGCUUCGUCCGCAUGUACUCGGGGAAGCGCUGGCUCGGGCCCGGCGGCGCCGCGCUGCCCGGCCGCUGCCUCAUCCGCAGGGUGCGCCUGAGCCCCGGGACAGGGGGAUCUGUCACCGAUGGAUCUGUCACCGGGGAAUGUGUCACCGGGGAAUGUGUCACCGGGGAAUGUGUCACCGAUGGAUCUGUCACCGAUGGAUCUGUCACCGGGGAAUGUGUCACCGAGGCGGAGCUGCAGCGGCUGCCCGAGUUGAACCCCCCUCCGUUCAUGCCCUUUGGGAACGUGGGCACCCCCCUGGGCGUGUUCCUGGAGCUGAUCCGGGCCUGCCGCCUGCCCCCCCGCGUCAUCACCAAGCUGCAGCUGCGCUUCCCCAGGGCUGCCUCAGCCCGCAGGUAUGGCAACGUGCCCUUCCAGUACCCGGGCACCCACACCGUGCCUGGGGAAGGAGGAGUUUACACGGCUGCAGGGGAUGAGAUCACCGAGGGAGAGGAGCCCGUGGGGCUGACUCAGCCAGCCCGGCCCGAGGAUGAUGAGGAGGGGCAGCAGAAGGAGGAGGAAGAGGAGUCGAGCUCAGGUGAUGACAAUGACACGUGUGAGGAGUGGCAGCGGCACGAGGCGCUGCACGAGGACGUGACGCAGCAGGAGCGGGCGCGGGAGCGGCUCUUCGAGGAGGAGAUCGAGCUCAAGUGGGAGAAGGGCGGCUCUGGCCUCGUGUUCUACACGGAUGCCCAGUUCUGGCAGGAGCAGGACGGAGACUUUGAUGAGCAGACAGCCGAUGACUGGGACGUGGACAUGAGCGUCUACUAUGACAAAGAGGGGGGGGAUAAGGACGCCCGGGACUCGGUGCGGAUGUGGCUGGAGCAGCGGCUGCGGGAUGGGCUGGAGGACGGCUCCGUGGCAGGGCAGCACGUCGGCUCCUUCGAGAGACACACCAAGGGCUUUGGCAGGAAGGUCCUGGAGCAGCAGGGCUGGACAGAGGGGCUGGGCCUGGGGAGCAGCAACUCUGGGAUGGCCGAAGCUCUGGAUAACGAGGGGCAGAACCCCCGGUGCAAGAGGGGGCUGGGCUACCACGGGGAGAAGCUGCCAACUUUUAUCAGGAGGAAGAAGCCCCGUGGGGACAGCUCUGUUGUCAUCUCCACCAUCUACGAUGAGCCCGAGCCCCAGGACAUGGGUGACCAGCUGCUCCGGCGCCAGCCCCCCACGGCCAUGAAGUACAGACAGGACAUGGCCUUUGUCCGAGCGUCCCACCCCGCCCUGGGCAGCCUCAGAGCCCAGCCACGCUGAGCACAGCCUUUGUCCUGCUCCCCAGUCCAGGCUGGCUCCUGGCCUGAGUGUGAAUCAGGGCCUUUAUAUAUUUAUUUUUAGUAAAAAUACAGAUUUGUAAC